Phaethon lepturus (White-tailed tropicbird) is the source of this 1388-nucleotide messenger RNA. RefSeq names its product protein fem-1 homolog C-like. The transcript is spliced from 3 exons. Lineage: Eukaryota; Metazoa; Chordata; Aves; Phaethontiformes; Phaethontidae. The annotation marks the transcript as partial. The record is from RefSeq and is a predicted model, not a curated record. Gene Ontology annotation, molecular function: protein binding.
AUCCCUCUGGAGGCCUCUUGCCCCAUGAGAGGGUCAAUAGCAUCUCCCAGUUUGAUAUCGUCAGCAAACUUGCUAAUGGAAACACUGCGUUACAUGACUGUGCGGAAUCUGGAAGUUUGGAGAUCAUGAAGAUGCUUCUUAAGUAUUGUGCUAAAAUGGAAAAGGAUGGUUAUGGAAUGACUCCCCUUUUGUCGGCUAGCGUGACAGGCCACACAAAUAUCGUGGACUUUCUGACCCAGCAUGUACAGACCAGUAAGGCUGAGCGCAUUAAUGCUCUGGAACUUCUAGGAGCAACAUUUGUGGACAAAAAGAGAGAUCUGCUUGGUGCUUUGAAAUACUGGAAGCGAGCUAUGGAAAUGAGAUACAGUGAUAGGACUAAUAUCCUGAGCAAACCUGUGCCACAAACACUAAUUAUGGCGUAUGAUUAUGCUAAAGAGGUAAACACCUCAGAAGAGCUAGAAAAUCUUAUUGCAGACCCUGAUGAAAUGAGAAUGCAAGCACUAUUAAUUAGAGAACGUAUUCUUGGCCCUUCUCACCCAGAUACAUCCUACUAUAUUAGAUACAGAGGUGCUGUCUACGCAGACUCUGGAAACUUCAAGCGUUGCAUCAACUUAUGGAAAUAUGCUUUGGACAUGCAACAGACCAAUCUUGAUCCACUGAGUCCUAUGACAGCCAGCAGUUUACUAUCAUUUGCUGAACUCUUCUCCUUCAUGCUGCAGGAUAGAGCAAAAGGCCUGCUAGGCACUACCGUCACAUUUGAUGAUCUCAUGGGUAUACUGUGCAAAAGCGUUCUUGAAAUAGAACGGGCCAUGAAACAAACCCAGAGUCCUCCUGAUCCAAUACAACUGAACAAAGCCCUUUCCAUCAUUUUGCAUUUAAUUUGCUUGUUGGAGAAAGUACCUUGCAGCUCAGAACAGGAGCAUUUUAAGAAACAGACUAUUUACAGGUUUAUUAAACUUCAGCCUAGAGGGAAGAAUAACUUCAGUCCACUUCAUCUUGCUGUUGACAAUAAUACUACAUGUGUAGGUCGCUACCCAGUUUGUAAAUUCCCAUCUCUGCAAGUUACUGCUAUCUUGGUGGAAUGUGGUGCUGAUGUAAAUGUCAGAGACUCUGAUAACAACAGUCCAUUACACAUUGCUGCACUGAACAACCAUCCGGACAUCAUGAAUCUUCUUAUCAAGUCAGGUUCACACUUUGAUGCCACAAACUUGCAUAAACAAACUGCUAGUGAUCUGCUGGAUGAGAAGGAAAUAGCAAAAAAUUUAAUCCAGCCCAUAAAUCAUACUACAUUGCAGUGUCUUGCUGCUCGUGUAAUAGUGAAUCAUAACAUAUACUACGCAGGGCACAUCCCUGAAAAACUAGAGAAUUUUGUUUUGCUCCAUAGAUGA